AUGUGCUCAGUAACAUUCCUACGGGAUAUACAUUGGUUCAGAAGACCGUGCUGCCAGAGCGUUGUCUCAGAGACUGAGAGUGUGGAAUCUGUGACGAGAAGGAAAGGGAAAAGAAAUGAAGAAACUAAACGAGUUGUGCUGUCGAACUUGCUCUUCGAAGCCAAGUGGAAAGAAAAUCCAAACAGACAUUGUACAGGCAACAAAAUCAAGACCACCCGAUACACAUUCUUGUCUUUUAUCCCUAAAAAUGUUUUUGAACAGUUUCACCGCUUUGCCAACAUAUAUUUUGUGGCCAUCGUUGUUCUUAAUUUCGUGCCAGUAGUCAAUGUCUUUGAGCCAGGAAUAUCUGUGUUGCCUGUCUGUGUUAUAAUGGCCAUCACUGCUCUUAAAGAUGCUUGGGAAGACUUCCGGAGAUACAAGCUGGACAAGGAGAUCAAUAGCAUGGGCUGCCUAGUAUACAGCAGGUAA
Notechis scutatus (mainland tiger snake) is the source of this 468-nucleotide messenger RNA. The record is from RefSeq and is a predicted model, not a curated record. NCBI's taxonomy places the organism in Eukaryota, Metazoa, Chordata, Lepidosauria, Squamata, Elapidae.